UUCAUAUAUUCACCAUUACCAAACUGCAAGCUACCUAUACUACACUACACCUCUCUCUCUCUCUCUCUCUCUCUCUCUCUCUCUCCAUUCUUCAAUAUAAUAUUCUUUUUCAUCCCAAGCGGUGCCACUGGAAGCUACUCACAAUCCUUCUUUCAAUCUUCUUCUUCUUCUUCUUCUUCUUCCAUCCUUCAUAUAUUGUAUUUAACUAUUAUAUUCAUUAAGCUCCUAAUCCAAUCUUUGACUUCUGAGUAGAACAUUGAUUAAUUGAAGUGUUUUAAAUCUUCUUGGGAUGAUGAUGCUUCAUUUGCUCUCAAGUUUUCACUCUCCUUCCUUCUGGGUCAUCUAACCACUGAGCUUAUUCUUCUAAUGUCUGGAUAAAAAAGAUGAUGCAGAGAAGCUUGAGAAGUGCAAGUAAAGGUGGAAAAGCCUCAAGCAAGGAAAGAAAAUUGGCUUUGCAACAAGAUGUGGAUAGGUUGAAGAAGAAGUUGAGGCAUGAGGAGAACAUCCACAGGGCAUUGGAGAGGGCUUUCAAUAGACCUUUGGGAGCUCUGCCACGUCUUCCUCCUUAUCUCCCUCCCUAUACACUAGCACUUCUUGCUGAAGUGGCAGUUCUGGAAGAGGAAGUUGUUAGGCUUGAGGAACAGGUUGUGCAUUACAGACAGGACUUGUACCAAGAAGCUGUCUACAUGUCAUCUUCUAAGAGGAAAAUGGAGCAUUUACCUCCACCAAACAGUUCAAACUCAAUAAUGGACAGUCCCAAAUUGGAUAAAUUGAAGUCUCCUUCCCAAACAGCUGGUAGUCCAGCAACUAGCCACGCCACAACACUCCCUGGCUUGUCAGAGAAUAGACAAGGAAAGGAGAACCAAUCAUGUACAAAUUCUUCCAAGACUAAGCAGCAAUCCUCCAAGCAAAUGAACAAAACGCCAAUUAAAAAACUUAAUAUUGAUAAUAAAGUACUCCAGAAAAAGUGCAAUCCUCCAAAAAUGAAGCAAGAACCAAAGGUGAAUAACCAGCAAAUAGCAGAAUUGAGGCAUCCUAGUCCAACACACAAAAUUUCACCAGAAGCUGAAUGCCCAAAUAUAAUAUCUGAAAAUAUUCUGAAGUGCUUAUCAAGCAUUCUCUUGAGAAUGAGUGCUGUGAAGAAUACAGGUUCUGCAGGUGACAUAUCACCCUUAUGGGCGACGAAACCUCGAACAUGUGCUGAAGAAACAGAGUUUUGGGAUCCCUAUGGUAUCUGCUUGGAAUGUGGAAAGAGGGAUAUUGGUCCAUACAAACAACUAUGUGCAAUUGAUGCUAAAUCUUUCAAUCCAAAACGAACUACAAAUACUUUGUUUUUACUACAUCGGUUAAAAAUUCUUUUUAGGAAACUAGCCUCUGUCAACUUGAAGAACCUCAACCAUCAGGAGAAGCUUGCGUUCUGGAUCAACACUUAUAACUCGUGUAUGAUGAAUGCAUUCAUAGAGAAUGGCAUACCAGAGAGUCCUGAAUUGGCCGUUGCGCUGAUGCGGAAGGCAACAAUAAAUGUUGGUGGACACAUGCUAAGUGCAACAACCAUAGAGCAUUUCAUUUUAAGGCUUCCUUAUCACAGCAAAUUUACGUUUUCCAAGGGAGUGAAAAAUCAUGUAACGAUGGCAAGAAGCAUAUAUGGACUGGAACUGUCAGAACCCCUUGUGACAUUUGCUCUCUCUUGUGGAACUUGGUCCUCUCCUGCUGUGAGAGUUUACACAGCAUCCCAAGUUGAGAAUGAACUUGAAGUGGCCAAAAGAGAGUACUUGCAGGCAGCGGUUGGAAUUUCAACAUCGAGAUUCGCUAUCCCGAAGCUGCUGGAUUGGUAUUUACUGAACUUCGCAAAAGACUUGGAAUCAUUGUUGGAUUGGAUCUGCCUCCAGUUACCAAGUGAACUAGGGAAAGAAGCCAUUAAUUUCCUUGACAAGAGAAAAACUGAGCCCCUCUCACAAUUUGUACAAAUUAUGCCAUAUGAGUUCAGCUUCAGAUACUUGAUAAGCAUAUAGUUUUACUUCAGUUUCAGAUAUAUAUCUAUAUUGUUUUAUUCAUGUGGGGUAUACAAUUUUGUAUACAGCUGUAUAUCAUAAUAAGAAAUGUAAAUGAUCAUCUAUUCUUUUC
Messenger RNA from Lotus japonicus, 2124 nucleotides. RefSeq lists its product as uncharacterized. The record is from RefSeq and is a predicted model, not a curated record. The coding region runs from base 384 to 2012 and encodes 542 amino acids. Lineage: Eukaryota; Viridiplantae; Streptophyta; Magnoliopsida; Fabales; Fabaceae. The transcript is spliced from 11 exons.